AUGGGGAUGCAGGGCAGCAACGAUGAGGAACAGCAGGAAAAGUACUUGCUCUGUUUCCCGGCGGCUCAUAGAUCCCCCACCCACCCGGAGGCUUCCAAUCCCUCUCUGGCCUGCUCACCGGCUUCUAUGGGCGGGUACUCGGCGUGGACUGCCUACAUCUCCCUGCGCAAAUUCUAG
This is a messenger RNA of Gaeumannomyces tritici R3-111a-1, 177 nucleotides long. RefSeq lists its product as hypothetical. The transcript has 3 exons. The record is from RefSeq and is a predicted model, not a curated record. Bases 1 to 177 code for a protein of 58 amino acids. NCBI's taxonomy places the organism in Eukaryota, Fungi, Ascomycota, Sordariomycetes, Magnaporthales, Magnaporthaceae.